Molecule: messenger RNA, 1253 nt
Organism: Phascolarctos cinereus (koala)
Lineage: Eukaryota; Metazoa; Chordata; Mammalia; Diprotodontia; Phascolarctidae
Product: carbonyl reductase [NADPH] 1-like
Molecular function (GO): carbonyl reductase (NADPH) activity
Source: RefSeq, a predicted model, not a curated record
UGUAUUUUGCUUUCCCCCCCCACAUGGAAUUUAGAAACCUGGGAGACUCCCUGGUUAUUCUGCCUUAGAGGAGAGAGGCAUGUGUGGGACAGGGGAAGAGAGAAGCGGGAAGUUACUUAUUCACUCCCAACCAGUAGUCUUAGGGAAGGAGGGAGGACCUUCGCCAGAGUAUGGGCUUUAUAACCAUCGCCUUCCCCAACUUGCAGCUCCAGCAUCUCCUCACACCCUCCCCCGCAGCCGAGCAGCCUUCUCUGGCUUGCAUCCCCAGACCAGCGCCCCCCCCCCUCAGUGUUUUGCACCUCCUGCCCUCUGCCGCAGCCCAGUCAUGUCUUCCAGCAGCCGAGUGGCCCUGGUGACCGGGAGUAACAAGGGGAUCGGCUUGGCCAUCGUGCGCGAUCUGUGCAAGAAAUUCCCCGGGGACAUGAUUCUCACCGCCAGGAAUCCGACCCUGAGCCAGGAAGCGGUGAAGAAGCUGAAGGAGGAGGGACUGAACCCUGUUUUCCACCAGCUGGACAUCAGUGACCUGCAGAGCAUUCGGACCCUGCGGGAAUUUCUCAAGGAGCGGUAUGGAGGUGUGGAUGUGCUGGUCAACAGUACUGGAAUAUGUUUUUUAGUUUCGGAUACCACACCUUUUUCUAUUCAAGCUGAGGUGACACUGAAAACCAACUUUUUUGGCACCAGAGCUGUAUCUGCAGAGUUAUUGCCUCUGAUAAAAGCCCAAGGUAGAGUGGUGAAUGUCUCUAGCUUCCUGAUAAGUUCUCUAAAAAAUGCAGCCCAGAAACUACAGCAGAAAUUUAGGAGUGACACAAUCACAGAGGAAGAGUUGGUGGGGCUCAUGCACAAGUUUGUGGAAGAUACAAAGAAGGGAGUACAUGAGAAGGAAGGUUGGCCUAACACUGCUUAUGGAGUGUCCAAGAUUGGAGUCACUGUCUUGUCGAGAAUCCAUUCCAGGCAACUGAAUGAGCAGAGAAAAGGUGAUAAUAUUCUUCUGAAUGCCUGCUGCCCAGGAUGGGUGAGAACUGACAUGGCGGGACCCAGGGCUCCCAAAAGUGUAGAGGAAGGAGCUGAGACCCCAGUUUAUUUGGCUCUUUUACCUCCAAGUGUUACAGAACCUCAUGGCCAGUUUGUGUCAGAGAAAAAGGUUCAAAAAUGGUAAACUGAAUUUGUCAUCUAUCCUAGUUAUACUUGAAUGUUACACAUCUUGGAUUUGAUUUUAAAAUUUGCAUUUAGAAAGAAAUAAAAAUGAAAGUACA